Wallemia mellicola CBS 633.66 is the source of this 2318-nucleotide messenger RNA. RefSeq lists its product as hypothetical. NCBI's taxonomy places the organism in Eukaryota, Fungi, Basidiomycota, Wallemiomycetes, Wallemiales, Wallemiaceae. Gene Ontology annotation, cellular component: membrane; endoplasmic reticulum. The transcript is spliced from 13 exons. The coding region runs from base 10 to 2298 and encodes 762 amino acids. Gene Ontology annotation, molecular function: dolichyl-phosphate-mannose-protein mannosyltransferase activity. Gene Ontology annotation, biological process: protein O-linked glycosylation via mannose. The record is from RefSeq and is a predicted model, not a curated record.
UCAUCGAAAAUGGCCUAUCAGCGAGGCAAAAACAAAAGCACAGCGGGUGAAGAUCUCCAAACCUACACUUCCAGUUCUACGUUUGCGUAUCAAUCAAUAUCGGAUGAUGUAAAAGCAAACCAGCCUGUCAACGAAAAGAAAACAUCUCCUAUAGUAUCAACUACCGGAAAGCGUGAUUGGCUUAUCGGUUUAUUACUUGCUCUCAUUGCGCUGGCAAUCAGAUUCUACAGGAUUGAACAUCCAGACGAGGUCGUCUUUGAUGAGGUUCAUUUCGGCAAGUACGCUGGAUACUACAUAAAGAGAGAGUAUUACUUUGAUGUCCACCCUCCAUUCGCAAAGAUGCUGAAUGGUUUGGCUGGCUAUUUGUCUGGCUUCAACGGCGAUUUCAGAUUUUCAAACAUAAAUGACAGCUACACUGCUGGCGGUGUACCAUACGUUGGUAUGAGGUCUUUGUCUGCCAUUUUGGGUUCAUUCACGAUACCACUCAUUUAUGGUAUUAUGCGUGAAUCAGGUUAUCCAGAAACUAUCGGUAUUCUCUCAGCUACAAUAAUGCUUUUCGAUAACGGUCACGUCGCUCAGACACGCUUGAUUUUGCUCGACGCUGCACUCGUGUUCUUCAUGGCUUUGUCACUCUAUUGCUAUAUUAGGUUCUCAAAGUGUCGUAAAAGCCCAUUUUCUAUGUCUUGGUGGUUUUGGCAAGCACUCACGGGAGUUUCACUCGCUUUAACCCUUGGAUGCAAAAUGGUCGGUCUCUUUACUUUCCUGACGAUCGGUAUGGCCGUUGCUGUCGACUUAUGGAAGAUUUUGGAUGUUCGUAGAGGCUAUACUAUGAACCAAGUCACUCGUCACGUAGCUGCUCGUGCUUUUUGUCUUAUUGUCAUACCUGCAGCUGUCUACCUUGCAACCUUCUGGGUUCACUUUAAGAUACUCAAAUACUCAGGUCCUGGUGACACUUUCAUGUCCCCUAGAUUCCAAGAAACACUUCAAGGUAACCCAGUUUUAGAACAUAGCAGAAAUAUCUACUACUACGAUUCGAUUACCCUUAAAAACCGCGAUAGUAGUAACUUUUUGAACUCAAAUUUCAACUACUAUCCAUUGAGAUAUCCAGACGGAAGGGUCAGCAGUCAAGGUCAGGUUGUAGCAGGAGUACCACACAGAGUCAAGGACAACUAUUGGCAGAUUUUACCAGCUGAAGGAUCAGUGCGUAAAGACAACCUUAAAGUUAGAAAUGGCGACAUUGUCAAGCUCUUUCACCAACAAACUAGUACCACGUUACUUGCUCAUGAUGUUGCCUCUCCUUUAACAUCAACUAAUGAAGAAUUCACUACUUGGCCUCUCAAUUCGACUCAUCGUCGCCCUCGUGAAGAGGAGUUCCAGAUUCACGUCUUAGGUGCUGAAGAGGGUGAUGAGAUUAGGUCACUUGCUAGUCAUUUUAAGUUAGUACAUGUUGAUACCGGUGUAUCUAUGUAUAUGAGUGGUAAAGCAUUACCAUCAACUUGGGCACCAGGUCAAUUCGAGGUAAAUGGAAAGAAGGAUCAGUCCGAACAGGGUGCUUCUUGGUUUAUUGAUGAAUUUAAUCCGCACCCUGAUAUGAAAGUAGAGAGGAAGGGUGUGACGGAUAAUAAACAAGUCAAGACAAUGAACUUUUUCAAGAAAUUUUUCGAAUUGCAACUUUUAAUGCUCAAACAUAAUGCUGGUUUAACAAAUCCACACCCAUAUGCUAGUACCCCGAUUGAGUGGCCAUUCCAACUCAAAGGCAUCAGUUUCUGGACCGAUAAUGACAAACAAGAGCAGAUAUACAUGAUUGGUAACGUGUUUGGUGCAUGGUUAUCCAUCGCUGCAAUUUCAAUCUUUGCUGGUAUCUGGGGAGCUGAUCAAUUGUCUAGAAGGCGCGGUCAAGAACCAAUUGAGGAUCAUGUUAGACAUAGAAUGCACUAUUCUAUUGGAUUCUUCGUCUCUGCUUGGGCGUUCCACUAUCUGCCAUUCUUUUUAAUGGGCAGACAAUUGUUCAUACACCAUUACUUGCCAGCUCAACUCGCCAGUGCACUUGUUGCCGGCGCGGUGGUUAACUUUAUUGCGACAGAAUCAGCAGAUUGGCCGCUAACGGGGCCAUACUUGCGCACGCGUAUACAGUUCCCUAGAGAAGGUAAAAUAGUGGUUGCCUUAUUGAUAUCCGCUCUCGUAGCCGCCUUCUGGUUCCUCUCACCACUUACGUACGGUACACCUGGUUUGGAAGGUAGCCAAGUUUUGCAAAGAAAGCUGCUCGAUAGCUGGACCUUACAUUUCUCACCAAAGUAAAUUGUAAAAUAAUGAAUUAA